Messenger RNA from Dermacentor silvarum, 1199 nucleotides. RefSeq lists its product as uncharacterized. The record is from RefSeq and is a predicted model, not a curated record. The transcript has 10 exons. The coding region runs from base 1 to 1122 and encodes 373 amino acids. NCBI's taxonomy places the organism in Eukaryota, Metazoa, Arthropoda, Arachnida, Ixodida, Ixodidae.
AUGGUGAGGCCCUUGGUCCAGAGCUCCACUGGCGCGGGUUGCUCGCUGGGCCUGAUCUAUAGAAGAGCUGUUUGCCCCUCCAAAUCGCAGUCCGCAAGUCGUGUCUCCUAUGACAGCGAGAAGUUUCAGAGCACACCGCCAGGCGAAGAAGAAGAAGCCGCGGUGCCUGAGGCCAACCGCUGCCGACGGUUCAACGUCACCGUCGCGCAGCGUCCAGCACCGUCGCCCAGCAUGGCAGAAACGACGGAACAAACCACCGCUAGCGGGGAAGCAUCCGUGACUCGUGAUUCAAAAUCCACACUGGAGAGCGGCGGCAGCAGCAGCGACCCCUCCAAGGAAGCAUUCGUCGAAAGCCAAGUUGAAAGCACGCGGAUCGGUGCCGACGAGAGCGCGCGGCGCAAGCGUCUGCUGUAUGCCGGCCUGUUGGCCGGUGCCACGCUCGCCGUUACGGCGAUGCUCGUCGCCACCUUCGCGUCGUCGAGCAAAGCUGGGGCGCAGGGCGCCGCCGGAGAGACCACGGAAUUCGAAGAAACGGAGAACCCGUGGCCAACGGUCGAAGAACGUCGCGUAACCGCUGAAGAAGAAGGCUACUUAUACUACAAACGUCGCACCACGAACCGUAAGACUGCGACCCUGAAGCCGAAGUCGAAGCGCAAGAGGCGUCGUGGAAAGGCCACCGAAGAACAGACCACCACCACCACCGCCACCCCUGCUACUACCUUCCCGGACACGUCCACCGUUUCGUUCGAUGGACGCUCGGAGGAACCGGAACACGCUCGCGGCCGCCUGGGUGGCGUUCGAGACGCAGACCUCGGCAGCAGAGGAUCCGGCUCUCGCGCCAACGCCAGCGACACGAACACGCACGCCGAGCGCACCUCGUCUCCAAGCAAGCACACACAAAGACUGUGCGACCUAUGCCCGAUGGUCCUAAGUCCACGCACAAAAAGACGACAGCUCGUGACGACAAAAGCCAGAGAGGGUAGCAGACCGCGCUACUCCUCGCGUCUCCACGGCUCGCCUCCCAUUGAUGACGUCACGGCCUCCGCGCGGCUGGAACGAACGCUGGGAUUUUUCUGUCGUUGUACCCUCGACGCUUCGCGUCUCAUAUCUGGACUGAAUUAACGCGGCGAAACUGUCGUGGUAUUAGGCGUGUGCAACAACAGCUUGGCGACGUCUUGAAGCUGUCUUUCUUUAAAGAA